This is a messenger RNA of Tinamus guttatus (white-throated tinamou), 976 nucleotides long. NCBI's taxonomy places the organism in Eukaryota, Metazoa, Chordata, Aves, Tinamiformes, Tinamidae. The record is from RefSeq and is a predicted model, not a curated record.
AUGCGUCUCGCUCGACGACUCGAGGAGCGGCUAGCGACGCCUGAGCGCGCGCAGGCUUUCCGCAACCAGUACGACAACGACGUGACGGUCUGGAGCCCCCAGGGGCGAAUUCAUCAAAUAGAAUAUGCCAUGGAAGCUGUGAAACAAGGAUCGGCUACUGUGGGGCUGAAAUCGAAGACGCAUGCUGUUCUGGUUGCUCUAAAGAGAGCACAGUCUGAGCUGGCAGCUCAUCAGAAAAAAAUCCUGUACGUUGACAACCAUAUUGGUAUUUCAAUUGCUGGACUUACCGCUGAUGCGAGACUCCUGUGCAAUUUCAUGCGUCAGGAGUGCCUGGAUUCCAGAUUUGUGUUUGACAGACCCCUUCCAGUUUCUCGCUUAGUGUCGCUGAUUGGAAGCAAAACCCAAAUACCUACGCAGCGUUAUGGCAGAAGACCGUAUGGUGUAGGUCUGCUCAUUGCAGGUUAUGAUGAUAUGGGUCCUCACAUCUUCCAGACUUGUCCUUCUGCAAACUAUUUUGACUGUAAAGCAAUGUCUAUUGGUGCUCGUUCACAGUCUGCUCGAACUUACUUGGAGAGACACAUGACUGAGUUUACUGAUUGUAAUCUAAAUGAGCUAGUUAAACAUGGACUGCGUGCCCUGAGAGAGACUCGUCCUGCNNUUCAAAAUUUUACUUGACAGAAUGUUUCCAUUGGAAUUGUGGGCAAAGACAUGGAGUUUACCAUCUAUGAUGAUGAUGAUGUAGCGCUAUUCCUAGAAGGUCUUGAGGAGAGACCACAAAGAAAGCCUGUUCCACCUGCUGAUGAACCUGCAGAAAAGGCAGAGGAGCCCAUGGAGCACUAGUUGGUAGAUUAAUUCAAUUCCUCUGUGUGUUAACCUACGUGUAAUUAUACAGGAACAUGUAUCUGUCUGCUGGUAAUCUUUAUUCUGACCUAUAUGCGUCUUCUACUGACACAUUCUGAGGAUCACUCAAAAAAAA